Lytechinus variegatus (green sea urchin) is the source of this 3752-nucleotide messenger RNA. Its product is annotated as insulin-degrading enzyme-like. The coding region runs from base 90 to 3149 and encodes 1019 amino acids. Gene Ontology annotation, cellular component: mitochondrion; cytosol; peroxisomal matrix. The transcript has 23 exons. NCBI's taxonomy places the organism in Eukaryota, Metazoa, Echinodermata, Echinoidea, Temnopleuroida, Toxopneustidae. The record is from RefSeq and is a predicted model, not a curated record. Gene Ontology annotation, biological process: peptide catabolic process. Gene Ontology annotation, molecular function: metalloendopeptidase activity; metal ion binding.
ACGGUGUUUCCGUAACAGAUGUGGCGUUUCAGAGCGAAGUUGUUUGAAAUUUAGACAGAUUGAGGCAUCGCUUGUGGAGAAAGAACUAGAUGUUACGUAUCCAGACAUUGUACAGAGGUUUAAAAUUGGCAAGAUCAUCAAUAGAAAGUUCUUUUGCUGCAUAUCAGACCUCUGCCAACAUGACUUCCUCAAAGAAUCCAGCAGUUGCAAAGGAGUAUGAGAAUAUAAUCAAGUCUGCCGAGGACAAGAGACUCUAUCGAGGCCUUCAACUCAAUAAUGGCAUGAAGAUUGUUCUCAUUAGUGAUCCUACAACGGAGAAGUCUGCUGCUGCCCUUGACGUCCAUGUUGGUUCCUUGUCAGACCCGUGGGAGAUCCCUGGUCUUGCUCAUUUUCUUGAGCACAUGCUCUUUCUUGGGACUGAGAAGUAUCCAUCAGAAAAUGCAUACUCACAGUUUUUGAACGAGCAUGGAGGGUUUGCUAAUGCAUACACCAGCGGUGAGCAUACCAACUUUUACUUUGAUGUCUCACAUGAACAUCUACAGGGAGCCCUUGAUAGGUUUGCCCAGUUCUUUCACUGUCCUCUGUUCAACCAAGAUGCACAAGAUAGGGAAGUCAACGCUGUGGAUUCUGAGAAUGACAAAAAUCUCAAGGCAGAUUCUUGGAGGAUCUUUCAACUCGACAAGGCUACAGUCAACCCAUCCCAUCCCUUUAGCAAAUUUAACACGGGUAAUAAGGAUACAUUAGCUACAAUACCACUGGAAAAGGGGAUUGAUGUUCGGAAAGAACUCUUAAAAUUCCACUCUGAAUUCUACUCGUCUAACAUCAUGGGAUUAGCUGUACUAGGGAGAGAAAGCUUGGAUCAGUUAUCAGAGAUAGUCCUCCAACUCUUUUCCAACGUGGAGAACAAGAACGUAAGGAUAUCUGAAUGGUUGGAACACCCGUAUGGUAAAGACCAACUCAAGGUGAAGUUUGAAGUGGUGCCAGUGAAAGAUCUGAGACAGCUCAAUGUCAGUUUCCCUAUCCCUGAUCUACAAGAGCAUUAUAAAUCAAAGCCUGCUCACUAUCUAGGCCACCUGGUUGGACAUGAAGGACCGGGAAGUCUACUCUCAGAACUCAAAGCUAGAGGAUGGGUAAACACGUUAUGUGGAGGAGAGAAAGAUGGCGCCAAAGGAUUUGCUUUCUUCAUCAUCAAUGUCGACUUGAGUGAGGAAGGAUUAGAUCAUGUUGAUGAUAUCAUCCUGCACAUGUUUCAGUAUCUGAACAUGUUGAGGAAAGAGGGUCCGCAGCAAUGGGUCCAUGAUGAAUGUCGAGAUCUGGAUGCCAUGAGGUUUAGAUUCAAGGAUAAAGAGAGGCCCUCGGGGUACGUCACCAAAGUGGCUCAUCUCUUACACGACUACCCCAUGGACGAGGUAUUAAGUGCUUCGUAUCUGAUGCCGGAGUUCAAACCAGAUGUCAUCACUGAGAUCUUGGAAAGGCUCACUCCAGAAAAUAUCAGAGUAGCAGUUGUUUCCAAAUCCUUUGAGGGUAAAACAGAUAAGGUUGAGAAGUGGUAUGGUACAGAGUACAGCAUCAGGAAUAUAGAACCGAGUUUGAUCAAGAGGUGGGAUGAAGCCGGCCUGAAUGAAAAAUUCAGCCUCCCUCCCCGGAACGAGUUCAUCCCGACAAACUUUGAGCUUGCCCCCAGGGAGAAAGAGGGCAUGUCCACACCCACGAUGGUCAGAGAGACCCCUCUCAGUAAAUUAUGGUUCAAACAAGAUGAUACCUUCCUGCUUCCCAAGGCCUGUAUGCUGCUAGAAAUAUCAAGCCCCCUGGCAUACAUUGAUCCCCUGCAUUGUAAUCUGACCUCAAUAUUCUGCACCUUGUUACGGGACGCCCUCAACGAGUACGCAUAUGCAGCAGAGAUUGCUGGAGUUAGUUACUCAAUAGACAGCACUAUCUAUGGUUUGGAGGUUGGAGUGGGAGGCUACAGCGAUAAGAUGGCUCUCUUACUACAGAGAGUCUUUGAGAAGAUGACUAACUUUGUGAUCGAUGAAAAUAGGUUUGAUGUCAUCAGAGAAACAUAUUCAAGAAUGUUGUCAAACUUCCAUGCAGAGCAACCUCAUAGACAUGCUGUGUAUUAUACAUCAGUGCUAGUAGCGGAGCAGGCCUGGACCAAGCUAGACCUAGCCCAGUGUAUGGAUGAGGUUACGUUGGAGAGGUUACAGAGCUUUAUCCCUCUGCUCCUGUCCAACCUCCACAUGGAGGCCCUUUUCCAUGGUAACCUAGCCCAGGAGCAGGCAGCCUCCACAAUGGAGAGCCUGGAGAAUAUCCUCAAGACCAAUACAAGGAGUAAACCGCUCCUUCCCAGUCAGCUGAAGAGACAGAGGGAGAUUCAGCUACCAGAUGGUUGCUACUACACAUACCAUCGUAACAAUGAAGUACACAGUAACUCAGGGAUUGAGAUAUAUUAUCAGACUGCUGUACAGGAGACAAAGAAUAAUAUGAUGCUUGAACUAUUCUGUCAGAUUGUCAGCGAGCCUUGUUUCAACAUGCUUAGAACAAAAGAACAAUUAGGUUAUCUAGUAUUUAGUGGUGUUAGGCGUUCUAAUGGCGUUCAGGGUCUUCGAUUCAUCAUUCAGUCAGAGAGGGCGCCAGCCUAUUUAGAUCAGAGAAUAGAGGCUUUCCUCAGUAGCAUGGAGUCUUACUUAGAAGAGAUGACGGAGGAAGAUUAUCAGAAGCAUGUGACGGCAUUAGCAGUCAAAAGAUCAGAAAAACCCAAACAAUUGAGAGAAGAAGCUGCAAGACACUGGACAGAAAUCACUUGCAAACAAUACAACUUUGAUAGAGUUGACCUUGAGGUGUCCUUCUUGAAGACCAUCACCAAGGACGACCUUUUGACCUUCUACCGUAACCUUCUGAUGGUUGCUGCCCCCAAGAGGCACAAGUUAGCCGUCUACGUCUAUCCACCUGCUCCUGAGGGGAUUGAUCAGAUCCCGGCUGCUGGUGAAGACCAACCUGAUGCUGCAACCAAAGAUAAGUUGGAUCUACAUGAGGCUCCAGUCCUACCUGAGCCUCAAGGCAUCAGUGAUAUAGCUCUCUUCAAGAGUGGUCUUCCACUCUUUCCUAGACCUCCUCCACACAACACAAACAAUGCCAAAUCAAAGCUUUGAGGAUCAGCCAAUGGACACUGACAGACACAGGCACAAAGCAGGUUCCACUGCACUCGACUGACUACAAAGGACUGUUGGGAUGAUCAAUCCAUGACACAAAUGGUGCAGUGUUGAGGAUCUGCAGAACUGACAGAACCUAGAGACAUGCAGGAGGUUCAGAAGCUACAUGGUCCCAACCAUUCAUCCCUUUGACUACUACUACUACUAAAAAAGUUGGGAAUGUCAUUCUAAGCAGCAAAAGUGGACAGUACCAUACAGCUGAAGACUGUCCAUCCAGGGGUGUAUUGAGUUACAUCAAUGCCGAGGACAAGUGCUUGAAUUGCACUCUUCUGAACUUUUGACUGUGGUGACAUCUCUUGAUGUCCUUCAAGAUGUUUUCACUUCUGCCCUUUACGAGUGGCACGGGGGCAAGUGCCCCACUUGUCCCUUAGAUAUGCCACUGUAUUUGUCUGUUAUAAGCUGGGGUUCUGAGUGAGUUAUCACUUUAUGUUACUUCCAAACAAUACUUGCAAUAUUGGUGUAAACGGGAUGUUCACCCUGACAAAAAUUUAUUGUAAAAAUAGCAGAAAAAAUAAUAGAAAUAUUUGUGUAGGUUUUAGAAAA